AUGGCGUACCGACCUCGUGACGACGACGUCUUCGUCGUCAGUUACCCGAAGUGCGGAAGCACGUGGCUUCAGCAAGUCGUCAACGCGGUCUUGAAAACCGACGAAUCAUCCAGGGAGCCGGCACAAGCGGGGAGACAGGAGUUGCCACUGUUCCUGGAUUUCGUGGGCGCCGAAGGGGCUCGCUCCAUGCCCCGACCUGCUUGCUUGAAGACUCACUUGCCGUACGGCAUGCAUCCGUACUCGCCGGAAGCCAAGUACAUCUACAUAACCCGGAACCCCUACGACUGCUGCGUGUCCUUCUACUACCACACAAGGCGACUUCCGACUUAUCGGUUCCAAGAGGGCACGUUCGACCAGUUCUUCGACUUGUUCGUGCAAGGCAAGGUUGACUACGGCGACUACUUCGACCACCUGCUUUCCUGGUACGCCCAUCGCGAUGACCCGAACUUGCUGUUCAUCACCUACGAGGAGCUCAAGAAGGGCACAGCGGGCUGGGUUCAGAAGAUAGCGGACUUCCUCGGCAAGGAACAGUACGGCGACCGGAUGCAACAGCACCCCGAGCUGUUGGAACACGUCUUGGCGUCAACCAGCGUUGGAAACAUGAAAUCAUUGAAUUCAAAGUUAAAGAAUUGGACCGCAGUAGUAGAGUCCGUGCCGGCAGAAGCCAGGGAAGAAUUGACGAAGUCAUUGAAGGACACCUUCGGUGACAUUUGGGACGUCCCGACCAAGGCAGACUUCAUCCGCAAGGGUCUCGUUGGCGACUGGAAGAUUCACUUUAGCCCGAAACAGAUAAGGAUAAUGAAGGAUCGUAUCGAGUCCAAGACUCGCGGCAGCGACGUCAUGGAACUUUGGAAGGAUGUAGGCCUCCCUUGA
This is a messenger RNA of Rhipicephalus sanguineus (brown dog tick), 873 nucleotides long. RefSeq names its product sulfotransferase ssu-1. The record is from RefSeq and is a predicted model, not a curated record. The coding region runs from base 1 to 873 and encodes 290 amino acids. The transcript has 2 exons. NCBI's taxonomy places the organism in Eukaryota, Metazoa, Arthropoda, Arachnida, Ixodida, Ixodidae. Gene Ontology annotation, biological process: sulfation. Gene Ontology annotation, cellular component: cytoplasm. Gene Ontology annotation, molecular function: sulfotransferase activity.